Paramisgurnus dabryanus is the source of this 2455-nucleotide messenger RNA. NCBI's taxonomy places the organism in Eukaryota, Metazoa, Chordata, Actinopteri, Cypriniformes, Cobitidae. The record is from RefSeq and is a predicted model, not a curated record.
AGGAAAUCCCCUGCAGCAUAAACCCAGAAGCCUAAAGCCAAGACAAAAGAGCAUCUACCAGCAGCUUCUUACUUCUGAUGAAAUCAUGCAAACAAAUGUAGGAUAUCAGAUCUGCUCCAAAUCGUCUCAUGUAGUUAUGGACUCUAAGCAGAAAACAGUGAGGAGAUGUGAACAUCUUGAAAGCGAUUGCCAAGAAGAUCAAGAAGAUUCAAGCGAUUACUGCUAUGGUGGGUAUCAUCCAAUCCAGCUGGGAGAUGUUUUUAAUAAAAGAUACAAGGUUGUGUCAAAGCUGGGUUGGGGUUAUUUCUCAACUGUGUGGCUUUGUAUUGACCUCAGGUCAGGCAGGCAUGUGGCAGUGAAGGUGUUAAAAAGCGGUGCUGGAUUUACUCAGGCCGGUCAAGAUGAAGUGACUUUAUUGCGCUGUGCCAGUGGUCCCACAGCCCGCAACCCUCUUAAAGAACGUAUAGUGCAGUUACUGGAUGAGUUUAAGAUAGCUGGAGUCAACGGGAUUCAUAUAUGUUUAGUAUUGGAGUUGCUGGGUCCAGACUUGCGCUGUUGGCAAGUGUGUUUUGGUAACCCAGGCCUCUCUCUCACCUGUGUCAAACGUGUCAUCACUCAGGUGCUUGAAGGGCUGGUGUAUCUUCACACCCACUGUAAGAUCAUUCACACAGACAUCAAACCUGAAAACAUACUGCUGUGUCUCGAGUCGCAAUCCUCACCUCACACUGCAGGGGGCGCUCUGUCAACAUACUCCUCGGACAUUAAAGCUGCAAUACUCCAGAUUCCGGGUAAGAAAACCAUAAACCGAGCAUCUGUGAAUCCUGGAGCUUUGGAGAACCUCAGGGUGAAGAUCGCAGACCUUGGAAGCUCAUGUUGGGUGUAUAAACACUUCAGCCAGGAGAUCCAGACCAGACAGUAUCGUUCACUGGAGGUUCUUCUGGGUUCUGACUACGGCCCUCCAGCAGACAUCUGGAGCACCGCUUGCUUGGCAUUUGAGCUUGUUACCGGCGAUUCCUUAUUUGAACCCAAAGCAGGGCAGAAUUUCUCCUUAGAGGAAGAUCAUCUGGCUCAUAUUAUUGAGCUCUUGGGAAAGAUCCCAGCAUCCGUGGCUCUGUCUGGCAAACACUCCUCUGAAUAUUUUGACCGCAAGGGUGAGUUGCUGCGAAUCGCUGCACUUCGUCCAUGGGGUCUGUUUGAAGUGCUUGUGGAGAAAUAUCAUUUUCUUCUCCGAGAGUCGUCACUAUUCUCUGAUUUCCUGUUACGAAUGUUGGACUUUGUACCAGAGCGGAGAGCCACAGCAGCUCAAUGUCUCAAGCAUCCUUGGCUCCAACUGUAACCUUACAUUCCUCCCCUGUACUGCACUGUACUGUAAUGUGGUGCUGUUUUAGCCCUUGUUUGGCUUUAAACUUGAAAUUGUAUUGUGAUAUAGAUCUUUGUUACUAAAGUGUUGGUUCAGCCAAAAAUAAGUGUGUUUUUAAUUUAUUCACCCUCAUGGCAUCGCAGAUGUAGGUGACAUUAUUUCUUCAGUAUACAGUAGGGAAGUUUCUUUAGCUCAGGAUCACCAAAGACCAUUGUUUCAGCCAAAAAUCUUCUUUCUUUAACUGAAUAAGCAAUGUGAGCUAAAUUUUGGAUUACCUGAGGGUGAGUAAAUUAACAAUUUUCAUUUUUGGGUGAAGUAGCCCUUUAAUCAGACUCGUAAUUUUGUAAAUGAGACUUCAAUAAGGAUGACUGGAUCCAUCACAUAGAUUCAUGCUUAUGAUACUCAACUAUAUCCAUAUGAAAAAGACAGAAACAGUUUGGAAUGGCUUCAGUUCAUUGCUACAUACAUUCCACUAUUAUUUCUUAUAUAUCAGAGACAAAAAAAAAUAAGAUUUGAUGUGAUGUUUUUGUGAUAAAAAUACAAGACCCUGCUAAUGAAAAACCAGCUAAAGUCAUUUUUUGUGAUUUACUGUUUUCUACAAACAAUUAUCCUAUACAUAAUGUAAAGAACAUGGACUGUGAAAACAUUACCUUGAUAUCUUUAAUAUUGACUGAGUAAGGUCAUGUUGAAGAUUGAAAUGAAGAAAAUUAGCCAUUGGUUUUUUUAUAAUAAUAAUAAUGUUUUGCAUAUUGAUUACCACUGACAAACCACGAUUUAAUCUGGGUUUUCGGGUGUCUCAGUGGGUAGCACUGUUGCAUCACAUCAAGAAGGUCCCCGUUUCGAGCCCAAAGGUGGCCUUUCUGAAGUUUGCAUGUUCUCCCUGUGUCAGUGGGGUUUACUCUGGGUUUCCACCCACAGGCCAAAAACAUGCAAGUAAAUUCCCCAAUUUGUGUAUAUGAAUUAAUUUGUGUGGAUCAACUUGUAUGUGGAUUAACCAGUUCUUGCCAUGAAUAUAGCCAUAGAUGCUGGAAUGGCGUAAGCCGUAAGGAAUAAAGAGGGAAUUUGCGAACCCCUGGUGGUUCGUGGGGGAAUUGC